Messenger RNA from Aspergillus calidoustus, 705 nucleotides. NCBI's taxonomy places the organism in Eukaryota, Fungi, Ascomycota, Eurotiomycetes, Eurotiales, Aspergillaceae. The record is from the annotation of a GenBank genome assembly.
AUGACUCCUACCCCGAGCCCCAGAGUAACUCUCUACACCUACUUCCGCUCCUCGUGCUCCGCCCGCCUGCGCAUCGCCCUCGCGCUCAAAUCCCUUCCAUACACUUCCGUCCACAUCAACCUGCUCAAGGGCGAACAAACCGGCCCUGAAAACAAAGCCGUGAACCCCUCCGCCACAGUCCCCACACUGAUCCUCGAGUUCCCGAGCACAGAGACCGGGUCCACAACAAAGACAGUAACAAUCACUCAAUCUCUCGCAGCCCUUGAAUAUAUUGAAGAGACCUUCCCAACUCAAGGCGCAUCUCUCCUCCCACCAACCUCCAACCCAGAAGAGCGCGCUAUCGUCCGUACCCUCUCCUCCAUAAUAUCCUGCGACGUACAACCAGUGACGAACCUUCGAAUUCUCAAACGCGUCGCGCCCUUCGGCGUUGAUCGCGCGGCAUGGUCGAAGGAUCUCAUUGAGGAUGGGUUUGCGGCGUACGAGGCAAUUGCGGAGGGUUCCGCGGGGAUCUUUAGUGUCGGGGAUACGAUUUCCAUGGCGGAUGUGUGCCUGAUUCCGGCAGUUUGGGGCGCCGAGCGCGUUGGUGUUGAUUUAGCGAAGUUCCCUACUAUCAAGAGGGUUGCAGAGGCACUGGAGAGAGAGGCCACUGUUAGGGAGGGACAUUGGACGACGCAGGGAGAUACGCCGGAUGAGUUUAAGGCUUAG